GAGCUUGGAGAAUAACAACUUUUCUGGAACUGUUCCUCCUGAGCUUGGGAAAUUGGUUAACUUGAACAAUCUCAUUCUUAGUGCAAAUAAUCUCACAGGAGAGUUGCCACUGGCUCUUACUAAUCUGACUAAGUUAACAGAACUUAGGAUUAGCAGUAACAACUUCACAGGAAGAAUACCUGAUUUUAUUCAAAGCUGGAAGCAACUUCAGAAAUUAGAGAUCCAAGCUAGUGGUCUCCAAGGGCCCAUUCCGUCUAACAUUUCUGCCUUGAGUAAUUUAACAGAACU
Messenger RNA from Prunus mume (Japanese apricot), 288 nucleotides. NCBI's taxonomy places the organism in Eukaryota, Viridiplantae, Streptophyta, Magnoliopsida, Rosales, Rosaceae. The record is from RefSeq and is a predicted model, not a curated record.